Daphnia pulex (common water flea) is the source of this 2850-nucleotide messenger RNA. RefSeq names its product TBC1 domain family member 23-like (gene TBC1D23). Gene Ontology annotation, biological process: retrograde transport, endosome to Golgi. Gene Ontology annotation, cellular component: trans-Golgi network. NCBI's taxonomy places the organism in Eukaryota, Metazoa, Arthropoda, Branchiopoda, Diplostraca, Daphniidae. The transcript is spliced from 11 exons. The record is from RefSeq and is a predicted model, not a curated record. Bases 141 to 2345 code for a protein of 734 amino acids.
GAUAACGAUUUUUGAACCAAACGGCAACUUGCUUGGUUGGUUACUACUACCAGCUACUACGGGCAAAGGACCGUAGGAGGCGGAGCUUGCCAGCUUGGUCAUUGAAAAUAGUCUGCUGACGAAACACAACAUCUGAGAAUAUGACAGGUGCAAAUGUACAUUGUGCAAUGGCUGACGACCUAGACACAGACGAUGGCUCUUGGAUCUUGGCUCUUGAAGGAGCAUUACAAGAGCAGUGCAGUCUACACGAUUUGCGUCUGAUUUGUCGUAGCAAAAGCAUCCCCGAUUCCAUGCGUGGACAAGUUUGGUAUCGGUUGUUGGGGUCUUCCACCGGCUCUCCUGCUGAUGGACUUGAACGAUUCAACGAAAUAUUUGACCUAGCUAAUCAAUCUAAACUAAGAGAAGACUGUAAAAUCUUUGUGGAGAAGUUGGACAACGAAGAAGAAGACAAAGUUUCCAUCCUUUCUGAUCUCGAGUCUCUUGUUACUCAUUAUUGCAAGACUCGUCACAUCAAUUACGACCCAAACAAUGGCUGGAUGCACAUUCUCACACCUUUAGUCUCUUUAAAACUACCCAAAAAUGAACUCUACAGCUAUUUUAAUGCAAUCUUGGAUUCAUAUAUUCCUAGGCAGUGCCAUUUUAAUGGAGUAGCUAUGCAUCUGUUUCGAUUACUUUUGCUGUAUCACGAACCAGAACUAUGUUCUUUCCUUGAUUCACAUAAAAUUGCACCAAAUUUGUAUACACAGAAAUGGUUUCUAUCCUUAUUUGCAGCUUCAAGUAACCUUCAAGCUGUUCUCGCUCUGUGGGACUACUACUUUAUCCGUGGCGAUCCAUUUUUAAUAUUUUUUCUUUCGUUGGUUCUCGUCAUCAAUGCCAAGGAUGAAAUAAUGGCUCACAAAGGUGAGAAGGAAAAAAUAUUGGAAACUAUAGCCGAACUCCCGCAACAGAUGGAAGCUGGUGAUAUUCACGACUUUUGCUCACUAGCUGUUUUGUAUUCUGCACAGACUCCUUUUUCGUACAAGAGGGACUACCAUCAAGCUCUUUUUGGCGAAGAUGCGUCAGAUGAAAGAAUGGAUCUUUUGGUCUUGUCCCAAGCGCUUUGCCUGCCGGUAUCUGUGCAAGAGUUGCUAGUCAGUUGUCAUUUAUUGAAUCCUCCUACAAAAUCUGAUGCCGAAAGCAGAGCAUUACGUUUCUUCCUUGUCGAUUGUCGGCCUGCAGAGCAAUAUAACGCUGGCCAUCUCCCUACAGCUUUCCACCUCGACUCUAAUCUUAUGCUAACUGAACCUCAAGCAUUUAGCGUGGCUGUCCAAGCGUUACUAUCCUCCCAGAAACAGUCCAUCGCUGCACAAUCGGCUGCAGGGGGAGAGCACUUGGUGUUUUUCGGAUCGGGCAGAGAAGCAGAAGACCAAUAUGUCCACAUGGUUGUAGCGUUUUUCCUUCAAAGACACGUUCAGUUUGUUGGCCUAGUCCAAGGCGGCUUUUCUGCUGUUCACCAAGCUCUGGUUGCAGCUCAGAUUGAAAAUGGGGUUGUCGCCACAUCGGUUUCUAUUGAACCGGUCGGACUUGUCGAUCACAAUCCAUCACUGUGCCUUGUAUGUACUGUCAACAAAUCUGAAGAGUCGCCGACAGCUGCUGGCAAAAGCAAUGCUCAGGGAACACCUCAGCACGCAACGGGAUCUUCCUCUUCUUCAUCUAACAAGACCGAUUUCUUUGGGCGGAUGCGCUCAAAGUCCGCAGUAGUUAAAGACAAACUCCUCGACUACAUUGUUAAUCCUAUUUCAGCUGGAGAUAAUGAACCGACACCAAAGUCCAAGAGUAAAGAAAAUCCUAGUACCGGAGGAAAAAGCAAAGGAGCCGGCAAGCUCUACCGCAACAUAGCGCCUGUAUUUUCAAUUGACGAUGAUCAAGAUGGAGAUGAUCCAACUUUUGAAGGAAGUUCUGAGCGAGAGGCAGACGCACCGAACCAGGAACUGGUAGCCAUAUCUUCGUGGCUUAAGAGACCAGACGUAAUCAACUCAUUCCGUUGUCAUGAAGUUAAGGAGAGUGGGCAUGCAUUUCCGAGUUAUUUGCUGAUUACGCCAAGUCACUUGUAUGCCCUAAGAGAAAUUGAAGAUCGUCCAGGUUUCGCGCGCAUCAGCGUAAAUCGUUCAUUAUCUUCAAUCAUGAAAAUCACUAGCAAAAAGCGACAUCCGGAAUUUAUCACUUUCAAGUAUGGGAACAUAAAAGGCGAAGAAACUAUUAUUGUCGAUUUAGACAGAUUCGUCGUCCCUCAAGCUGGAGAUGCUGUCAAGUUGGUCAAGCUGCAACUAUUCAACAACAGUUCUGCUGCCAACGCAAAUAGCUGAUGGAAGCAAUGGAAUGCUUGUAUGAAUAUCAAGAAUCAUUUACACAAGACUUUUUUCCUUUAAACAAACUUAUGAAUUCCAGUUUUUCAAUCUGAAAAUCUUUUCCAGUCAGUUAUAAUUAGGUUUGGGUUGAAAGAAAAUAUUCCAUCUCUUAUCGUCGUAUUGAAGCAUAUCACUUACCUGAUUGCUUGAAUCUUACUAAAUGCCUCUUCCAUCCACAGGUGUAACCAGUAGUAAAAAGUUUAACGAUAACCAAACUCAUUUAGGUAGCACCGUAAGCCCUAUUUUUAAUUAUUAUUUCAAAAAUAUGUUCUAAUAAUUUGGUGGUCAUCCUAGAUAACUUUUUCGUUUCCGUUCUGAAUUUGUAUCGUUAACUUCUCUAUUCAAACUUCUAUAAGAUUCAACCAGAGGAAAUAUAUUCGUAAGCUAAAAAAAAAAAUUGCACCGAAAUAUAUGUACUAGGAUGUCUUUUAAACCCGUUGUUAUACACGACAUUUUGAGCUAA